AUGCGAGAACCGGGUUUGGGAUGUCUUAGACACCUUGCAUUUUGGCCACACUUAGAUUCCUCAAACAAGUCCUACUUGGUGAUAUGGGGAAGUUCGGACGCUCAAGAUGUAAUUCACGACCCUAGUCGUCUGACGCUCACUCAUUUGGGUCUUCUGCUUGCUAUUCCUCUGGUCACACCUCCCACCACUAGUAGUACUUGCAAUCUUUCUGGUUCUACUCUCCAGUCUUCUUCCAUUGCCAAUCCUGCUAUUGGUUCUUUUGGCACUGGUAGCAGCACGACAAUGACGGCACGAGGUACCCAGCUAUCUUGUCUAGAGAGCUAUUUUUCUGCUAGUCUUCUUUUCCACGCUGGUCUAGUGGCCACUCGAAUCUUAGCUCAUAACGGUUUCGUGAAGCCUCUAGAGCAAACCCCUUCAGGUUCGACAGUAGAUACACUCAAUUCUCCUCCUCAACCAGACGUAUAUCAAGCAGCUUGCAUCUCAGGUGACCUUGUUUGCACAUGGCUGCAUUCUGGCCUUACCACGCGGCUUUUCCUACAUCCCUUUAAUCCACAAUCUAUACCGUCCUCAGACUCCACCUCUUCUCGAGAAGUUAUUUCUCCAAAAAUGUCUCUUCCAAGUACCUCAAAAUCCUCUUCCGGUUCAGAACGCAGAAUUCGCUUGCCUCGUUGGAGU
Molecule: messenger RNA, 675 nt
Organism: Protopolystoma xenopodis
Lineage: Eukaryota; Metazoa; Platyhelminthes; Monogenea; Polystomatidea; Polystomatidae
Source: the annotation of a GenBank genome assembly